AUGUAUAUUCGCAUAGAUAUUCUUCAUCAACUAGGCCUUGGAGGCAAAGAUGUAAGACACUCAUCAUCAGUGACUGCUGUACCAUCAUCAUCUACAACAUUACCUCAGGGGGUGCAAUUAUCAGAAUCAGGUGUCACUUUAGAAAAUGAUACUUAUAUUGAGUCACCACUCAUGAAAAUUUUACCAGUCAGCCUGGAACAGCCAUUUACAAUAUUAAUUGGCUUACAGUCACAUAGAGUGAACAAUGCAUUUCUCUUCAGCAUUAGAAAUAAAAAUAGACUGCAAUUAGGAGUACAAUUACUACCUAAAAAAUUAGGAGUGUACGUUGGAGGAAAGCAGUCUGUAUUUUUCAACUACAGUGUUCAUGAUGAGCAAUGGCACUCAUUUGCCAUUACUAUUAGAAAUCAAGUUGUCUCACUGUUUGUUGACUGUGGAAAUAAAUAUUUUAGCACAGAGACUAUUCCAGAAGUUCACACCUUUGAUGAUAACAGUGUAUUUACCUUAGGAAGUAUGAAUAAUAAUUCUGUCCAUUUUGAAGGAAUAGUAUGUCAGCUGGAUAUUAUUCCUUCUGCAGAAGCAUCUGCAGACUACCAUAGACAUGUGAAACAGCGGUGUUGUCAAGCAACCAAAUACCCAUCUGAAACAAGCCUUCCUCAAACAACUAUCAAACCAACUAAAAUAUUGGAACACUCUGGCCUGCCCAAACAAUUUGGUGAAAAAGUACUGUCAGAGGAUGCAUUUACUGAAGGCAAAAGCAUUCCAAAUAUAGUAAAUAAUGACUCUGCAACAGUGCAUAAAAAAAAAGAACACCAGAUAUCAAGAUCUCAGUUAACUUCUCUUCAUGCAGGAACUGUCUCUGCUGUGGAUCUCACAAACCAUGGUCUACAGGCCAAAGAAAUGAUUAUUGAGAAACAAACUCAGACAAAUUUAAGCUUGUCCACAACCCAUCAGUACCUCAGUGAGGCAAGAAUAAAUACCAAGAGAAAAUUUAGUUCUCUCCUAAAUGUAUCUGAUAUCACACAACAUGAUGAUCGAGUAACUGGUCUGUCACUGCUUAAGAAGAUGUCAUCUAUUCUUCCACAUAUAAAACAAGAUAUGAUUACUAAUCUCAAGAAGGCUAUCACAGCAAAUCUACACACUAAUGAACUCAUGGAAAUGCAACAGAUUUUAAACACAACCUUAUACAGAAAGACAGAUGAGACAUCUGUGGAUAAUCACCUUGAUCUAAGGAAGGAAGGUGAAUUUCAUCUUGAUGCUACUUAUCCCAUUGAAAAUAGCUAUGAAACUGAGCUUUAUGAUUUUUAUUAUUAUGAGGAUCUUAAUACAAUGCUCGGAAUGGAGUAUCUGAGAGGGCCAAAAGGGGACCCUGGACUUCCCGGUCCACCUGGUCCAGCAGGUAUCCCUGGUCUGUCAGGAAAGAGAGGUCCACGGGGCAUACCAGGACCGCAUGGAAAUCCUGGGUUACCUGGAUUACCAGGUCCAAAGGGCCUCAAAGGAGAUCCAGGAUUUUCCCCAGGUCAAGCUGUUUCUGGAGAAAAGGGUGAUCAUGGCCUUUCUGGAUUAAUGGGCCCCCCUGGUAUGCAAGGUGAUAAGGGUCUCAAAGGACAUCCAGGGCCCCCAGGACUUCGAGGUGAACAAGGAAUUCCAGGAUUCACUGGUAAUAUUGGUUCACCUGGUUACCCUGGCAGGCAGGGUUUGGCUGGACCAGAAGGUAAUCCAGGUCCUAAAGGUGUACGAGGUUUUAUUGGCUCUCCUGGAGAAGUAGGACAACUGGGACCUGAAGGAGAAAGGGGCAUUCCUGGAAUCCGUGGAAAGAAGGGACUUAAGGGAAGACAGGGUUUUCCAGGUGACUUUGGAGACAGAGGCCCUGCUGGUCUUGAUGGCAGUCCUGGACUUGUAGGUGGCAUUGGACCUCCAGGAUUUCCUGGGCUUAGAGGAAGUGUUGGCCCUGUGGGACUAAUUGGACCUUCUGGAAUUCCUGGCCCUAUGGGACUUUCCGGGAAUAAGGGACUACCUGGAAUCAAAGGUGAUAAGGGUGAACAAGGCAUUGCAGGAGAGCCAGGAGAACCAGGGUAUCCUGGAGACAAGGGUGCUGUUGGUUUGCCAGGACCACCAGGGAUGAGGGGAAAGCCAGGACCUUCAGGCCAACCAGGUGACCCAGGACUCCGUGGACCAUCUGGCCCUCCAGGACCAGAGGGUUUUCCAGGAGAUAUUGGGAUUCCUGGACAAAACGGCCCUGAAGGACCAAAGGGACUACUUGGAAAUAGAGGGCCUCCUGGACCUCCUGGUCUCAAAGGAACUCAGGGAGAAGAAGGACCAAUUGGACCCUUUGGAGAACUGGGGCCAAGAGGAAAACUGGGUCAAAAGGGUUACGCGGGUGAACCAGGACCAGAAGGCAUAAAGGGAGAAGUCGGAGAUCAAGGAAAUAUUGGAAAAAUUGGGGAAACAGGACCUGUUGGUUUACCUGGAGAAGUUGGGAUUACUGGAAGUAUUGGAGAAAAGGGAGACCGUGGAAGUCCAGGCCCAUUAGGUCCCCAAGGGGAAAAGGGUGUUAUGGGAUAUCCAGGUCCUCCUGGAGUUCCAGGACCCGUGGGUCCAUUGGGAUUACCUGGUCAUGUGGGAGCAAGAGGAUCACCAGGGAGUCAAGGUCCUAAAGGACAAAGAGGACCAAGAGGACCAGAUGGUCUCUUAGGGGAACAAGGUAUACAAGGUGCCAAGGGUGAAAAAGGAGAUCCAGGAAAAAGAGGGCCUCUUGGUCUUAUUGGUAAGACUGGAAACCCUGGAGAGAGGGGAGUUCAAGGGAAACCAGGUUUACAGGGACCCCCUGGAAGUACAGGAGACCGGGGACUUGCAGGAGAACCAGGGCCACGAGGACUGCAAGGUGAUGCUGGACCUCCUGGAGAAAUGGGUGUCGAGGGACCGCCAGGCAUUGAGGGAGAAUCUGGUCUGCAAGGAGAGCCAGGUGCAAAGGGAGACGUUGGACCUGCAGGCAGUGUUGGAGGAAAUGGAGAACCAGGGUUACGGGGUGAACCAGGAGCUCCUGGAGAAGAAGGUCUCCAAGGAAAAGAUGGAUUAAAGGGGACCCCAGGAGAAAGGGGACUUCUUGGAGAGGAUGGAGAAAAAGGAGAAAUGGGCUUACCAGGAACUACAGGGCCCUUGGGUAGACCGGGUCAGAUGGGCCUUCCUGGACCAGAAGGAAUUGUGGGAAUUCCAGGACAAAGAGGUCGUCAAGGAAAAAAGGGUGAUAAAGGACAAAUAGGACCCCCAGGAGAAGUUGGAAGCAGAGGUGCUCCAGGACAAAUUGGGGAAAGUGGUCCUAAGGGUGCCAGAGGAACUAGAGGUGCUGUGGGAUAUUUAGGAUUGAUGGGACCUAAUGGAGAGCCAGGAAUUCCAGGUUAUAGGGGCCAUCAAGGUCAACCAGGACUCUCUGGGUUGCCAGGACCUAAAGGAGAAAAGGGUUACCCAGGAGAAGAUAGCACAGUCCUAGGACCACCUGGGCCUCGAGGUGAACCAGGUCCAGUGGGGGAGCAAGGAGAGAGAGGACAGCCUGGACCAGAGGGAUACAAGGGUCAUGUAGGUGUACCAGGACUAAGAGGUGCCACUGGACAACAAGGGCCCCCAGGCGAGCCAGGAGACCAGGGUGAAAAAGGACCAAAAGGAGAGAGAGGAUCUGAAGGUCCCAAAGGGAAAAAAGGAGUUCCUGGCCCUUCUGGGAAACAUGGAAUCCCUGGACUCCCAGGCCUACCUGGGCCAAAAGGAAUGGAAGGAGACCAUGGAGCAGAUGGCAUUUCAGGAAACCCUGGAAAAGUUGGGCUACCAGGAAAACAGGGGCUUCCAGGCAUCAGAGGCAGCCUAGGAAGAGCAGGACUGGCUGGGUCUCCAGGUCCUCGAGGAUUAAAGGGUUCAUCAGGCCUGCCAGGAAGCCCAGGAGUACUAGGCCCAAAGGGUGAACAAGGGCUGCCUGGUCAACCUGGAAUUCAAGGUAAAAGAGGUCACCAAGGAGCACAGGGUGAUCAAGGACCUUGUGGAGAGCCUGGCCUGAAAGGGCAACCUGGAGAACAUGGUGUUCAAGGUUUGACAGGCUUCCAAGGAUUUCCAGGUCCCAAAGGUCCUGAGGGGGAUGCUGGCAUUGUUGGAAUAUCAGGUUCUAAAGGCCCUAUUGGACAGAGAGGAAACACUGGCCCCCUUGGUAGAGAAGGUAUAAUAGGCCCAACAGGUAGAACUGGACCCAGAGGUGAAAAGGGCCUUAGAGGUGAAACUGGUCCCCAAGGACCAAGAGGUCAACCGGGGCCUCCAGGUCCACCUGGAGCACCAGGCCCAAGAAAACAAAUGGAUAUAAAUGCUGCUAUUCAAGCUUUGAUUGAAUCAAAUGCUGCCCUACAGAUGGAGAGCUACCAGAAUACUGAAGUGACUUUGAUCGACCACAGUGCAGAGAUAUUCAAAACUCUGCACUACCUUAGCAAUUUACUGCACAGCAUCAAGAAUCCUCUUGGCACACGAGAUAACCCAGCACGAAUCUGCAAAGAUUUACUUAACUGUGAACACAAAGUAUCAGAUGGAAAAUACUGGAUUGAUCCAAAUCUCGGAUGUCCUUCAGAUGCCAUAGAAGUUUUCUGCAAUUUCAGCGCUGGUGGCCAGACAUGUUUAUCUCCUGUUUCUGUGACAAAGUUGGAGUUCGGAAUUGGGAAAGUCCAGAUGAAUUUCCUUCAUUUACUGAGCUCGGAAGCCACCCAUAUCAUCACCAUUCACUGUCUCAACACCCCAAGGUGGACAAGUGCACAAACAAGCGGCCCAGGAUUGCUUAUUGGUUUCAAGGGAUGGAAUGGUCAGAUUUUUGAAGAAAAUACUCCACUCGAACCUAAAGUGCUUUCAAAUGACUGCAAGAUUCAAGAUGGCAGCUGGCAUAAGGCAAAAUUCCUUUUUCACACCCAGGACCCUAAUCAACUUCCAGUGAUUGAAGUACAAAAACUUCCUCAUCUCAAAAGUGACCGAAAGUAUUACAUUGAAAGCAGUUCUGUAUGCUUUCUCUAA
Molecule: messenger RNA, 5031 nt
Organism: Cynocephalus volans (Philippine flying lemur)
Lineage: Eukaryota; Metazoa; Chordata; Mammalia; Dermoptera; Cynocephalidae
Gene: COL24A1
Product: collagen type XXIV alpha 1 chain
Exons: 59
Coding region: 1-5031 (1676 amino acids)
Biological process (GO): extracellular matrix organization
Molecular function (GO): extracellular matrix structural constituent conferring tensile strength
Source: RefSeq, a predicted model, not a curated record